Messenger RNA from Arctia plantaginis, 582 nucleotides. Lineage: Eukaryota; Metazoa; Arthropoda; Insecta; Lepidoptera; Erebidae. The record is from the annotation of a GenBank genome assembly.
AUGUCAAGCACGGAUGGAGGAUUGCCAGAACGUGAUGCUGAUUUGUCACUACCUCCAUUAAAAAAAUAUAAACGGUGGAAAGAAGAUGAUACCGCUCCGAUACCGACAAGAACAUUGCAACGAUGGGAGAGCAAUACACCUAAUAAUUCUAGCUUGAAUGAUAACUGUAGUGGUUGUACAUCAACAAGUAUUUUGAUUGCGGACCAUGUAACAGAAACCGGAGAUGACAAUUCAAGGUCAAACGAAUGUGAUAGUGAUUUUUCUAGUAGUGAUAGCAGUACUGAUAGUGAUACUGAGGAUUUUUCUGACAUGCAUGAUAGCGAUGAUGAUACAGAUAAUAGUGAUGUUGUAAUGAAUGAAGAUAAUCAUGAUACUGACAGUAAUUUGGAUGAAAAUGUUGAGGACACUUGCCAUGAUAGCGAUUUAAGUGAAGAAAAAUCUUCAAUACUUCAAUAUCUCUAUGAAAAUAGCACAAUAAGUACUGAUGAAAGUGUUUCAAUGAGGAAAACCUCAAUGAAGCACAAGAUUUAUUUUCGUCUUUUGUCGAAGAAGUUGAGACUUUAUAUGGAGAUCGAAAGUUAA